Dinoponera quadriceps is the source of this 813-nucleotide messenger RNA. RefSeq lists its product as uncharacterized. Lineage: Eukaryota; Metazoa; Arthropoda; Insecta; Hymenoptera; Formicidae. The record is from RefSeq and is a predicted model, not a curated record. Gene Ontology annotation, molecular function: odorant binding. The coding region runs from base 79 to 543 and encodes 154 amino acids. The transcript has 5 exons.
UCAGGUUCAGUGUGUGCGCGAAUUGGUUUCUGAUUUUGCAGAAAGUCACUCGUUCCUGCAAAACACUAAUCGGACAGCAUGAAGAGAAUCGCGUUCCUCGUCCUCGUCUUUGCCUAUGUCGCAAUUGCCCAAGAGGAAGGUAUAAAAGAAUGGGCUGAAGCCUUUGAGUCUGACGAAGAAACCAUAAAGGCGUGCCUAGACGAAUCGGGAACGACAGAGACGGAGAUGCAACUUGCAAAGAAGCAACUCGAUAAGAUACAAGAAGAUAACAUCGACGAUGAAACUAAAAAAGCUUUCCAGAAACACAAUCUUUUCCUGGCUUGCAUGAUGGAGAAAAAAGGAAUGAUGAAUGGUUCGGAAUUGGUCGUGGACAAGAUAAUGGAAAUCAUAGAAAACGACAAAGAGCCUAUUAACAAGGAAAUGAUGAGGGAAUGUUUGAACUCACUGAACGAGGAGAGAGGUAUAGAUCGGGAGGAUAGGGCGAUGGGUAUAACAAUCUGCUUAGUAGCUGCUUCUGAAAAGAAAGAAGAAAAGAAGAAGUAAAAAGAAGUGCGAUUUCGCACGCGCGACGUCGCAUGUAUCCAUUUGCAAAUCGCAAAAUCGGAGUAACAGGCAAAUUUCCGUCAUCGGGGUUUAAGAUGUCGUUCCUUUAGACACGCAAUGAACGUACAAGCAUACAGAUACAGUAAUUAAAAUGUUCGAUAACUCGUUUAAUCUGAGAACGAGUCAGGGUGCGCUACAGCUCCCACUCGCUAUAUACAAUAUACCUCGUUGUUAGUGUUUAACCGAAGUCACAAUAAAUCAUAGACUUUA